Messenger RNA from Prorocentrum cordatum, 1657 nucleotides. The record is from the annotation of a GenBank genome assembly. NCBI's taxonomy places the organism in Eukaryota, Dinophyceae, Prorocentrales, Prorocentraceae.
GCGGCCAGUCCAGACGAGGGAGCGUGCGGGAGCCGGCGCACUCACGCAGCGGGCAUCCGCCUUCCUCGGAGGACUCUGGCCCGCGGGGCCCCGGGAGGAGGACGAAUCCCCGCGGGACCGCCGAGCGGUCGCGCACCUCGACCGCGCCACCCUGCGCGUCCCCGAAGGCGUUCCCGGCCACCUAGACUGGGGCGGCAAGACUUUCCUCGCCCUCCUCCGGGAGUACCCCGAGCGGUGUCGCCAGCUCCGCCGCCGCAGGCAGGAACCCCGUCUCCACGCGCUGCACAAGUUUCGGGAUUGGCUGCGGGAGGAGUCUGCCUCGGGGAACCCCUUUGGAGGGGGGCCAGUCGCUCUGACCCCCGGGGGGGAGGAGACGGAGGACGACCCGGCGGACUUCAUCCCGGCCGGGCAGGAGGCCUCAGGAUGGACGGUGGAGGGAGCCUCCGAGGUGCCCCUCGCGCCCCGCCUGGAGCCGGACGUCAACCCGCGACUCUUGGUCGCGGUCGACACCGCCAACGGAGGCAUGACGUUCCAUGGGUCCGACUUCCGGGUCAAGUACCUGCAGGUCGCCCGCACCCUCGGACUCGACUUCAUAAGAGGCCUCCGGGUGGACGAGGAGCCCCACCUGGUCCCGGGACUCGGGCAGGGCAGCGCCCAAGCACGCCGGGUCUGGAACUUCCGCCUGGCGGCGAACGGGAGGGAGUACACCAUCCGUUCGGCGGAGCUGCGUGGUGCCGACCUCCGGGACAUGGACCUGACCCUGGGGGUCCCAGACCAGCGGUACCUCGGGAUGGACAUUCUCCAUUCGCAGGGAGUUAUUGACCUCUGGGAGCUUGGCGCCCGGGGGCUGCCGAUCGUCCAGAACGCGUCAGGCCACGUCUGUUACACGGCGACCCUGCCUGCCCCCUCAGGGGGCCUGCCUGCUCGCCCCGGACAGUGGAAGGCCUGGCGGGACCCGACCACGGAGAGCCUGACCCUCUACCCCUUCCACGCGGGCGGAGCCCCCUCGGGAAGGGGGGGCGCCCCCGCGGGCGCGACCGAGGUGGGGGGGGGCCCACCCGCGCGCGCUAUGAACCCCCUGCAUCAGGAGGCCGUGGCGCAGAUGCAUAGGGACCUGCUGGCUAUGGGCCGACCGGAGGCGGCCGCCCUCCUGCUCAGGCUGAUCCUUCAGGAUGAGGGACCGCCCCCUGAUGCGGACGUGGAGGACGGGAUCGGCGACCCCCGGACCCACAUCCGUGGGGGGCCGACCCUGGUCGUCCGGGGGGCGGAGAGGUCCCAUGCCAGGACGACGGAGGGGGGGGCGAUCCGCAACUUCCAGAGGGGCGGGGAGUGGCACUCCAAGUUCUGGCACGACUUCGCGCGGCGGUGCUGGAGCAGCGACUUCGACCUUGACCGGGCCCUGGACGUUGCCCGCGCCUUCCUGUCCCAGGUGCGGGGCCACCUCGCGGACUACCCCCCGGACUUCAGGGCGAGGCAGCACCUGUACCGGCAGCCCGCGGAGGUGGCCCGGAGGGUCCUGCGCGACUGGCACCCCUCCGACCCCGGGAUGACCCGGCACGAAAACUUCGCCAAGUACUACACGGGCCUAAUCAACCAGAAGCGGGAGGAGGUGGUGGAGAAGAUCCACCAGGCGGCCUAUAGUGAUUACUUGGCGCGU